This is a messenger RNA of Oryzias melastigma (Indian medaka), 4518 nucleotides long. Its product is annotated as syncytin-B. The transcript is spliced from 2 exons. NCBI's taxonomy places the organism in Eukaryota, Metazoa, Chordata, Actinopteri, Beloniformes, Adrianichthyidae. Bases 3574 to 4518 code for a protein of 314 amino acids. The record is from RefSeq and is a predicted model, not a curated record.
UGUCAUUCUGCUAGCUUUUUGGGCUAUUUUGGAGCUUGGCUAAUAUUUCAGCUACAUGCUGGCUGCUUUGGCUAAUUUAUGCUUUUCUUUUUAUGUUUUUUAUGCUGUUUUAGACCUAGACUAAUGUCUAAACACUAGCUGUUCUGGGUAAUUUAAGUUUUUUUUCAUUUUUUUUUUAGAGGAUGUUUUGAAGUUCAACUAUUUUUUAUUUUUUUCUCAGCUGCAUACUCGCCUGUAAACAAGCAUGUGACCUCCAUAUAGACUCGAAUGAGUUUUGCGGGGCGUGUUUGACUUGUGCAAGGCACAAUCCACAAGAGACCUUGAGACCGAAGCGGUAAAAAUUCCCUACGCCACAAUACCCUUUUCGAAUAAUACACAUGGACUUCAUUGAGCUGAGACAAAGUGAGGGAAAGAAAUUUUGUUUGGUUAUCAUAGAUGCUUUCUCAGAGUGGGCAGAAAUGUUUCCUACCAAAGCACCAGAUGUACCAGCCUCAGACGGUGGCUGAGGCGCUAUGUGGAGGCAUUAUUCCCAGGUAUGAAAUACCUGAAAAAAAUCUAUAGUGAUAACGGAACCCAUUUUGUAGAUAAAGUGGUUUGUGGGUUUGGAACACUAUUCCAUAUGGAUUUAAAAUACCAUUGUGCGUACACUGAAGAGAAAAAAUAACUAAUGAGAUUUACUUAAGGGAAUCCUCGUAACAGUUUUCACUAACGGUUCUUGAUUAAAUUUUACUGCAUUUAUGAAUAUAACAAUUAGCAACAACAAUAUGGUAAAUUUACUUACGCCCACAAGUAAGAUUAUGAUCGAGUCUUAAGUAAAUAGAGCAAACUUAAAUUUCUCUAAUAAAAUCUACAUAAUAUUAGUGGAUGCUAAGAAAGUGAUUACAACAAUUUGAAAAGUUGAUCUUACUCAUAGGCAAUCAAGAUUUUUGAUUACUCAUAAAAAAUAAGUAAACUUCACUUCUUUACUAGGAAAAUUUAUGUAUUUGCAUAAUCUUUAGAUUAUUAUGUAGAUGUGUAGGGAUAAAUAGGUUUUAUAAGUAUGCAAAGAGUUUUUUUUUUCUCUCUCAGUGUACCAUCCGUGAAGUGCAUGACUUGUAGAAAGAUUGAAUGGAACCAUAAAAAAUAGACUGAAGCAAUGCAUGGAAGAAACAGGACGACCCUGGACCCAAUGUGUCGAUUUGGUAAAAAUGUACCUUAACAUCACUAGCACAACCGUGUUGAAGCCUUAUGAAAUGAUUUUCGGACGAGCAUGCCAUUUACCGCAGUUUAAGAACAUUUGGGAAUUAGAUGAAGAAGUAAACCUUGCAGUCUUUAUGGGAAAAUGUUGGAGAAACAAUAGCAGCUCCCAUCUAACAGUGACUAUAUAUAUUCAGCUUUUAAACAGGCAGAUCAAUUAGUGAAACCAGGGGACUGGGUGCUAAUAGGACACAUAAAGAAGGAACAUUGGUAUUCACCUAAGUGGGAGGGGCCGUAUCAGGUACUGCUGACUACCCCUACUGCAAUUACAAUCGCAGAGAGAGCAGCUUGGAUUCAUUUAACACAUUGCAAAAAGGUAAUCUCGUUCGAGGACCCCGACAGGGGAGGUGACCAAAAUCCACAGUAGGGUGGACUCAGGGGAUUUACAGCCUGGGUAGACCCGAGAGAGAGGGUGUCGCAGCGCUAAUCUCGUUGUGGCGAAGACUUUCCAAGCGCCAAACCAAGCAGAGGGGCCGAUCCUCGACCAGAUGACCAAAAAAUAGGUUACAUAAUGUAAUGGGGUGUGCCCUGCUUUUUACAGUGGCCGUUCUCGCUGCUCUCUCUUCCUGGUACUUCUGGGAUCCCUACGCAGGCCUCCCACGUACCCUUAUGACCGACCGCACAAAUACUGAUGACCUACCAACAGCACCAGCUCCCCUAAGCCGAAAACGCAGAUUUACAGGUGGCAUACAUGGGGGAACAGUUUACAGCCCGUUCUGCGUCACUGACAUGCAGAACCCCUGCUGGAAAAUAGCAAGAUUAUAUCAAAUGAGCCCUACGUUUGUUACGAUAGUUUGAAUGUCACUACAACCAUUAUAAUUACGCUUUCAUUUAUUAAAGUAAGAGGGUGCAAAGCCUCUGAUUGGAUAGGUUAUGAAUUCUAUAUGACGUUGGUUAUCUGGAGUUCCAUUAGUUGGGGUGACACAUUCGCCACAUCUGAGCCAUCAUGGGACAGAGAAACAGAGACUACCUAUGAGUAUUCAGACAGCAGGAGAGAUUCAUCCCUAGUCCUGACUUUAAAUGCAGGCAGCCUCCUAUUAGAUCAGAAACCUUUCUUAUAUAGUAAAACUGACAAAGGUCCACCUUGUUCCAGAUUAAGUCCUUGUGUGUAUAAAUCAGAAGAAGACCCAUAUGUGAAAUUUUACCUAUGUUCAAACACCAUGGAAGAAAACGAGGAUGAAACAGGUGGUAAAAACAAAAAAAAGCAAACGAAAAACAAAAUAUAUAGUGGUGCGAAGAAAAAAAAAAAAAAAACAACAACAACAACAAACCAAACACCCCUGAUGACUAGUUUGAAGUAAUUAUGAGAAUUUCAGGUGGAAAUAAUAAUUGGUUGUUAUUGGUUGCGCAAGCGGCUAAUGUUACGAGACAGGACUGUGUUGUGUGUUUAAGUCCCAGGCAAUUGCUUAAAGUUAUUCCUGCCUUAAUUCCUCCCCGAUGUUUAACUGACGUGACGGAUAAAACUAACCCUGGUAAAAUUGCACUGAAUGAGAUUCAGUUUUUCCUCUAGCUCCUGCAGAUGCUAAGAAGCCACUAUUUUCAGAAAGGGGUUGCUUUAAUGCUCAUUCAUGUAUCAACAUGUCUGGGAAAGGACCUCGAUUGGGGGAUUGGCCAACAGCAUGGUGCAAUUCCUCUGUUUUGAUUGAUUGAUUAGUUUAUUUCCAGCAUAGAUUGAAGAAUACAAGACCAAACAUGCAGUUAUUUCAAACUCAUUACGGAAACAAUUAAAUGCAUUGAUUAGAAAAUAGAGAAAGAAAAUAAAGCACACUUUUCACUCCUUUUUGUGAUAAUUAACUGAGGUCAGUAGAGUUUGAUUUGACUUUAGAUUUGUCUAGAUUCAAAGAUAGUUUGUUGUACUCCAUCAACAAUUUUAUUUUUGAUUAACCUUGUGUUCUACACUUUGAUAAGUUCCCUUUGAACCUAAGUUCCCUUCUCUCCUUCAUGUGGGAAUCCCUAAGGUUUCUUCUUUUAUUUUUUAUUUUUUUUCAGGAGUUUUUCCUUACUGGGAGGGAGGGUCUAAGGGCGGGGAUAACCUGUUUAUUUAGUCUGAAUUUUUAGCUAUUGUUUAAAUUUUGAGGCCCAAUGAGGCAAAUUCCUUUGUGAUUUUGGGCUAUGUAGAUAAAAUUGAAUGGAAUUGUAUUUUAUUGUCUGUGGCAUAGGAAAUAUUUGUGUCAUCAGCGGAUGAAAUGAGUUUUAAGAGUUUUGAGAUUUUGAGUAUAUCACUGAUGUAAAUUCAUUACUCUUGACAGAUUGUUUUCUUACUGUUAAGCAGCUUUUGACCCAACUUAGCGCUACUCCUCUGAUCCCGUCCACUUCUAGUUUGUCCAGUAGGAUGUCAUGAUUGAGAGAGUCUCAAAUGCUUUUUUUAAGUCAAUGAAGAUUGCAGCUGGAGAUUUCUUUUUAUCCAGAGCGUUUGUGUAUUUUAGACCAGUGUCCACAGGAGAUGUUUGGUGGUGGUGUGGCGCUGAUAACCUUUGUGACAAGAUGCCUAUAAAUGUCACAGGUGUUUGUGCUCUGGUGACUUUACUGUUGCCAGUUUCUGUCUUUCCUACCUCUACAGAAGAUCUUGUGCACAGACUAUCUAGCCUAUUUGCAGGUGAUUGGCACCUUAGUAAACGGUCAGCAACAUGGUUAGAGAAUGAUCCCACUUACAUUGAUGCUAUAGGUGUUCCUCGUGGUGUUCCAGAUGACUAUGAAUUAGCGGAUCAAGUCGCUGCUGGGUUUGAGAAUAUUCCAACCAUAAGUGCACUGUUUCCAGUGCCCCCAAAUCAGAACGUUGACAGGGUUAUCUUCAUCCAUUUUAAUGGUCAGAAGCUAGGACAUUGGACACUAGCAGGUUUUGAAGCAGUACAUGGCCAGCUACAGGCUACCUCUCUGAUGCCGUUCCAGAACAGGAUAGCUUUGGACAUGCUACUCGCCGAGAAAGGAGGAGUCUGCUCGAUGUUCGGGGAGCAAUGCUGCAUCUUCAUCCCCAACAUCACCGCUGCGGAUGGCAGCCUGACCAGAGCCAUAGAAGGGCUUCGUGCCCUCGAUGGUAGAAUGGGAGGGCACUCCGGGGUUGACGCCACCAUGUGGGAUACAUGGUUGAACGUGUUUGGCAACUAUAGAGCCCUUGUGUCCUCUCUUCUAGUCUUCAUUGCAGUUUUUGCAGCUAUUCUGACCUUAUGUGGAUGUUGUUGUAUUCCCUGCCUCCGUUCUUCAGUUAACCGAUUGAUAAUAACUGCUAUCUCACCAGCAGCGCCACCACCGGAACAGCUGAACCUAACAGAUCUCUUUCAAUAA